AUGGUGCUGCUGCCGGUGAACGCGCUCCCACCCCCCAAAUCCAGCCAUCCACCAGAACAGGAGAACGUGGCAGCAGAGGCUCACAGCAUCUGCUUGAACACGGUCAUAGGAGCCCACCUCAUGGCCGCAGUCACCACGUGUCCUCUGCAGAGUCAAGGUUCACGCGUGAAGACCUACGUGCUGCUGAAGUCAGCACGGGGCUUAAUCUACUGCCGCAGUCACCCAGCAUCACCCCGAGACGGUGUGAACCUGUUCCGUCAAACACGGCUGAGCCACGCAGAGAUCUCAAAACAGGUAGGACAGGUCCGGGAAAUGUAUGAAAAGAAAUGCUUUAAGGAAAAGCAGGCUGUGAACAGCCUGGCCGUGGCACAGCCGGAGCAGGUCCUUGAUAGAGAAAAGCCCGCAUCACGAGCAGCAGCCAGGACGGGGGCUCUGGGGGUGCCGGCGCGGGGGCCCCUCGAGCGUGUCGCGGUGCCCGUGCACAGGAAUCGCCACACCAGGGCUUUGCAGCCUGCUUCGUUGCGACGUGCCAUCGGAGGGAGGGCGUUCGCAGCGGAGGCCCCUCUCGCUGGGGCAAACGUGCUGGCGGAUCCCGCGGACGCAGCAAAUGCCGGUGGUGAUGCUAAGGCUGCUGGUCAGUCCCAGGCAGAUGGCAGCCAUCCAGGGGCUGGGGACACUCGGAGGCAUCAGAGGGGACGUGCAGAACACCGGAGACACACCAUCACCAAUGGCGUGGACUUCAGCAUGCUGAAGCACAUGAAGGAGCUGGAACAGGAGAAGGAUUUCCUGCUGCAGGGCCUGGAGCUGCUAGAGCGCGCCCGGGAGUGGUACCACCAGCACAUCCAGUUCAUGCAGGAACGCCAGAGGCUCCUGGGGAAGAACAAAACCAGUGCUGAAUUCCUCCCUGAGGGCAGCCAGAGCCACCUGGGGCGCCUGCUCCCCAAGCUGCAGGAGGUGAACCGCUGCCUGGGUGACCUCCUUUCCACUGCUGGCAAGGAGGUGACCGACAAGAGCGAACGCAUCACCCAGCUGGAGCAGGAGAAAUCUGCCCUGAUCAAGCAGCUCUUUGAGGCUCGCGCCCGCAAUAACCAUGAAACGAGCCAGCUGGACUCCACCUUCAUCUAG
Messenger RNA from Nipponia nippon (crested ibis), 1125 nucleotides. The record is from RefSeq and is a predicted model, not a curated record. Lineage: Eukaryota; Metazoa; Chordata; Aves; Pelecaniformes; Threskiornithidae.